ACAACUUGGAAUGUCCUGUAAUAUCUAACAUGUAAGCAGGUCAAAUCAUUUUCUAGACAGAAUCUGAGCCUCUGUGUCUCUCAGUCUCUCUCUCUCUCUCAUUCUCUUUCAACAUGGAAUUUGAAAAGCAUGAAAAAGGAAGCGUAUUAAACAAGAAUUUAGAGGAGAAACUGACGGUCUCUUCUGGUGACUGUGAAGCCAAACCUUUGAGCUUCACAUUUGUCCCCACUGUCAGAAGACUACCAACCCACACUCAGUUGGCUGACACCUCUAAAUUCCUUGUUAAAAUUCCAGAAGAACCAAGUGCUAAGAAUCCAGAAACUGUAAAUAAGUCUAAUUCUGAUGACUACUUGACCUUGAAUGCUGGGAGCCAACAAGAGAGAGACCAAGGGACAUUGACUUACUCUUCAGAGGUCAGUAGAACAAUUUCACAAGAAAGGGAAUUGAAAGCAAACGAACUUCAAGGAAUGCAGCAAAGUGACAUCUUCAAAGCUGAGUAUGUCUUUAUUGUGGACUCUGAAGGAGAAGAUGAAGCUACAAGCAGAAAAGGUGAACAAGGCCCUACAGUGGGGACAGGCACCACUCCCGCCCGGCCCAAGUCUCUAGCAAUCUCUUCCAGUCUGGUCUCUGAUGCGGUGCGUCCCAAAACACGGGGGACUGAACUCAAGGCCUCAUCACAUCCUGAAAUGCCUCAUGGGAUGGCCCCUCAGCAAAAGCACGGGCAGUUAACUUCUUCUCCCACUACCUCUGAGCAGCUUGCCUGUAAACCACCUGCUUUCUCCUUUGUUUCUCCAACUAAUCAGAGCACACCACUCGACCCAGCUAACCUCGACGGAGCCUCUGUCCUAGAGGAGUUCCACACUAGGAGGCUGGAUGUCAGUGGGGCGGUGGUGGAAGAAUCAGCUACGUAUUUUCAAACUACCGCCCACUCUUCACCCUUUUCUGCACCGAAGGGCACCUCCUCGACGUUACCGUUUCCCCAUUCCACUCAGCUACCAGGGUCUAAUUUAUUCAGUCCGAGCGCAGCAGAGCCAAAGCCUGGACUGACACCCGAAGCUCCGAAGAAGACUUUAACCUCGCCUGUCCUUAGUCGCGGAGAAAGUCCGAGAACCUCUUCUCCUCCAGCAUCCGCGUGUGCACCUGCGAAGUCGAAUGCAGCGUUGUACAUACCUGUCCGCAUUGUCACGCACUCACUCUCUCCAAGUCCGAAACCGUUCACCUCCUCUUUCCACGGCUCUUCCUCCACCAUCUGUAGCCAAAUGUCAUCCAGCGGAAAUCUUUCCAAGUCAGGUGUAAAAUCCCCGGUGCCCUCUCGGCUUUCCCUCCUCACCGCCAUCCUCAAGUCAAAGCCUUCUCACCAAAGACCCUUUUCCCCCGCAUCCUGCCCCACCUUCUCUCUCAACUCCCUGGCCUCGUCCACGCUCACACUCGAUCAAAAGCCAAAGCAGACCCCGCCCACGCCUAAAAAGUCUCUCUCCAGUUGCUCCCUGAGAGCCAGGUCUCCGGAUCCAGGGGAGCGCCAGGAUUCUGAGCUGACCCAGCGAUCCUUUCACGUCCCUUUUUCUGCCCCGUCUGCUCCCGUUUCUCAGCUGCCCUCCCACUCCCCUGCAACACGUGUUAGUAGCGGUCUUGUUUCUUUGAACGUAGAGAAAGCACCAUCACCCACUUUGAAGAGCAAUACCGUGCUCUCCCUGCUGCAAACCGACACAUCGGCAGGUCUUCCUCCUGUUCCACCGAGCCCUUCUAUUUCUUCUGGGAAGGGCAAACAGGAUGGUGACCUCAGGGGUCCAGAAAAGGCGAGAAAUAUUUAUACACACCCUUCUACCUUAGCCUCCCCUGCGUUAUCUUCUUUAUCUCCUCCUAGUAAUCAAAGAGCCACACUCCCCCCUCCGGAGAAAUGUUUCCAUCCUUCCCCAGCUCUUUCAAACCUGAUACACAGGUCCCAAAGAGCAUCACCCCAACUCUCUGGCCAGCAGCUGAAUCCUUCAGCUCUUCCCUCACUCCCUGUCUCCAGCGCUAGCUCUGCCCCUCUUGCCAAGGCGGGGUCCUCCUCUUUCCCUUGUGCUAAUCUGCCCAGCCAGGCGCUCCAGCUCAGUCCCCCAGCCCUGCACCCACAUGGUGGCAGUGGUACCUUGCCUUCAAGACUUGGGAAAUCUGAAAGCAGGUCACCUGUUUCAACCCCAUCACUUCCCGUAUCUCUAACAAGAACUGAGGAGCUGAUUUCACCUUGUGCAUUGUCCAUGUCAACAGGCCCUGAAAAUAAGAAACCCAAGCAAUACAAGACCAAGUCAAGCUACAAGGCUUUUGCAGCAAUCCCUACAAACACAUUGCUUUUGGAACAGAAGGCACUAGAUGAACCAGCCAAGACUGAAAGUGUCUCCAAGGACAACCCGUUAGAUCUACCUGUGGAGUUGUGUUCCCCUGCACAGCUCAGGCAGCAAACUGAAGAGCUCUGUGCUACCAUUGAUAAGGUCUUACAGGAUUCCUUGUCUAUGUAUUCCUCUGAUUCUCCUUCAAGGUCCCCACAGACAUUGUUGGGUUCUGACACAAUCAAAACUCCUGCAACUCUUCCAAGAGCAGCUGGUCGAGAAACAAAAUAUGCAAAUCUCUCCUCACCGUCUUCUACAAUAUCUGAGAGUCAACUGACCAAGCCUGGAGUAAUUCGGCCAGUACCUGUAAAAUCCAAAAUAUUACUGAGAAAAGAGGAGGAGGUCUAUGAACCCAACCCUUUCAGUAAAUACCUGGAAGAUAACAGUGACCUCUUUUCUGAACAGGAUGAGACAGUCCCUCCCAAGGCUGUUUCACUCCAUCCUUUAUAUCAAACUAAACUCUAUCCUCCUGCUAAGUCCCUGCUGCAUCCACAGGCCCUCUCGCAUGCUGAUUGUCUUGCCCCAGGACCCUUCAGCCACCUGUCCUCCUUCUCACUGAGUGAUGAACAGGAGGAUUCUCACACACUCUCUAGUCACAACGCAUUUAUUAAGCUGAGUCAUCCAAUGGUGGCUAUUCCUGAACAUGAAACUCUCGAUUCCAAAGAGCAAUGAAGCUGGAGCAGAAGCUGAAAACAUCGUCUGCUGAAGUUUUUGGGAAUGCUGGUGCUAACCAUUGCUAGAUUUAACUUUUGUUUUUUCCAGAAUGAGUGAUCCCUUUGUAAACUGCAAUGCAGCAGAACUCAAAUAACGUUUGCUACAGUCAUAUAGCAUCACAAUACUCUAACACCCAGCAUAGGAGAGAUUUACCUACAGCUUCUUGCACCACUGUUCAAGCCUUUAAUGCCUUCUAUUAAGCUGACAGCAAUACUAACGUGCCCCCUAUAUUUAGCAGCCAAAUAAAGAAGAAUCAUGGGUAAAUAAAAGAAUGGCUGUGA
Lemur catta (Ring-tailed lemur) is the source of this 3364-nucleotide messenger RNA. It is a transcript of the gene MLIP, whose product is annotated as muscular LMNA interacting protein. The transcript has 14 exons. The coding region runs from base 114 to 3041 and encodes 975 amino acids. Gene Ontology annotation, biological process: negative regulation of transcription by RNA polymerase II. The record is from RefSeq and is a predicted model, not a curated record. Gene Ontology annotation, cellular component: sarcolemma; PML body; nuclear envelope. Gene Ontology annotation, molecular function: transcription corepressor activity; lamin binding. Lineage: Eukaryota; Metazoa; Chordata; Mammalia; Primates; Lemuridae.